Molecule: messenger RNA, 849 nt
Organism: Cataglyphis hispanica
Lineage: Eukaryota; Metazoa; Arthropoda; Insecta; Hymenoptera; Formicidae
Product: E3 SUMO-protein ligase NSE2-like
Exons: 6
Coding region: 91-714 (207 amino acids)
Biological process (GO): protein sumoylation; double-strand break repair via homologous recombination
Cellular component (GO): Smc5-Smc6 complex; nucleus
Molecular function (GO): SUMO ligase activity; zinc ion binding
Source: RefSeq, a predicted model, not a curated record
AUUUAAUAACUGGCUAAUGGUGCUGAAGCUGAAGAAAAAUUUGACAACGGGUAUCGAUAUAUUUUGAAUAAUAAAGAUAUAUUGUACAAAAUGACACAGUCUACGCAAAUGAUAGAAACUCUUGAUGAUUGUUUCGUGAAAACAGCGGAUAAUAUUAUGAAACACUACGCUGAUAAAGAAGAGAGGAAGAAAGUAUUGGAAAACUUGAGAGAUGUCUUAAAAGAAAAUUGUAGCGAAUCUGCAAGAAUAUUGGCUGCAAAUGAAAUCAAAAAGCAACUGGAAUUCACUUUUGACCCAGAGGCCAAAAAUGUCGAAGAUAUUAUGAAAGAAUAUAGAGAGGCUAUAUCUAACAUUCAAGUUGAUUCAUCAAAAUAUAACAGAUUAUUGGAAUAUGAUCGGCAAAUUGAAGUAUUGCUUCAAGCUAAUGAAGAUGCAUCGAAUAAUGAACUGGAAGAAAACGCAGAUGAAGAUUUGCGAUUGACAGGUCAAGAAAUAAACGUGAUUGAUCCAAUUUCUAAAACAAGGAUGACCCAUCCAGUGAAAAAUACAGUCUGUGGUCAUGUAUAUGAUAAAGAAAGCCUUGUCGCAAUGUUAUGUAAAAAUAAAAAUACCAGAUGUCCCGUAGUAGGAUGCACCAGCACAGACUACAUAAACUUAAACCAAUGUCGCACUGAUAUUGUGACAAAAAAGUACCUGGAACGAAACCCUGCUUAAAUUUAAAAACAAAUAAUAAUAUCCGCGUUGGAUCAAGCAAGCGUAUCGCAGCAACGAUUACAAUGUCGUUCGAAAACGUCAUCAAUCUCGAAAUAAGCUGGAUGAGAACAGAUUUUAUCGUUCGGCUGUAAAGGA